Molecule: messenger RNA, 854 nt
Organism: Drosophila biarmipes
Lineage: Eukaryota; Metazoa; Arthropoda; Insecta; Diptera; Drosophilidae
Gene: RpL10Aa
Product: 60S ribosomal protein L10a-2
Exons: 1
Coding region: 104-754 (216 amino acids)
Biological process (GO): translation
Cellular component (GO): large ribosomal subunit
Molecular function (GO): RNA binding; structural constituent of ribosome
Source: RefSeq, a predicted model, not a curated record
UACUAUCAAUCAAAAGUCUUUUAAAUUUUGUGCGUGUCGCUAGCUUAGGGAAAUUCUCCUAAAAUUUUUAAAUACCUUCAUCAGAUAAAAACAAUCAUAAAUUAUGGCAUCGAGGGUAUCCCGUGAAACGCUCUUUGGGGCAGUCGAAAGUAUCCUGAAGGAAUCCCGGGACAAAGAAAGUUACUGCCUCGAGACCGUGGAACUGCAGAUUGGUCUAAGGGACUACGAUCCUGAGAAAUGCAAACGCUUUUAUGGAAGUGUACUCCUACAUCACCUGGCUGUGCCCCAAUUGAAGGUGUGUGUGAUUGGAGAUCAAGAGCACUGCUAUCAGGCGCGGGCCAUUGGAGUAGACUGCUUGGAUGUGGAGGCCCUCAGGAGACUGAACAAGGACCCAAAGCUGAUCAGGAAGUUGGCCAAGUCCUACGAUACCUUCCUGGCCUCCGAGUCGAUGGUCAAGCUGAUCCCCAAGCUCCUUGGACCAGGUCUCACCAACGCGGGCAAGUUUCUUACUCCAUUGACGCACAAGGAGUCCAUGGGGAGCAAAAUCAAGAUACUUUCCACCAAGAAGCUGCUGAUGAAGAAGGUGGCCUGUCUAUCCGUUAAUGUCGGGCAUGUUGGCCUGCACCCAGAGAAACUGGCCCAAAACAUCAGCAUUUCGAUCAAUUUCCUCGUUUCCCUGCUGAAGGGAAAUUGGCAGAAUGUCCGCUCACUUCAUAUUAAGUCAUCCUUGGGUGUGCCUCUUCGUCUUUAUUAGAUUUCUUUUUAAGGAAUUCUUAGUAUGGAUUAGUAAUGUGUAAAAUAGUCAAACCAUUAUAAGUGUGAAAUAAAAUUUGUGUAUAAUUUAAAAUCAUUAA